This is a messenger RNA of Paramuricea clavata, 1317 nucleotides long. The record is from the annotation of a GenBank genome assembly. NCBI's taxonomy places the organism in Eukaryota, Metazoa, Cnidaria, Anthozoa, Malacalcyonacea, Plexauridae.
AUGAAAUCAUUUCCAGAUCAAGACCGAGUCAAAAGCCUCAAAGAUCUACACAUCGAACAAGGCCCACUUCUGUCACAACGGUCGUUAGGAGUAAUGUGGGAUUUGGAGAAGGAUGCUUUCGCAUUUCAAAUUACAUUGCCGGAGAAACCGUAUACUCGUAGAGGCAUGUUAUCUGUCGUUAACUCAAUUUAUGACCCAUUGGGAUUCGCAAUUCCAGUCACCCUACAAGGACGAUUGCUGCUUCGGGAUCUCGUCAAAAUGGGGAAUGAAAGACGGGGAGACAAAGCAUCUCUCGGAUGGGACGAUCCUCCUCCACAACCACUACAAAAUCGAUGGAGCAGCUGGAGAGAUUCAUUAUUUGACUUAGAAGAUAUUCGAAUCCCAAGAUGUUAUCGUCCAGAAACAUUUGGGGAAACGAAAAGAUCAGAAAUUCACGCGUUCUCGGAUGCCAGUGAUAAAGCAAUCGGUACUGCGGUCUUCCUUAAGCAAGAAAACUACACGGGAGAAGUAAAUGUUUCACUUCUGUUUGCACAAGCACGAUUAUCUCCAAAACAAGCAACGACUAUCCCAAGGCUCGAACUUUGUGCAGCAGUGCUAUCGGACCAAGCAGUGAAGUGGAUAACUUGUGAACUGCGAUUGAAUAUUGAUGAAACUGUAUUCUACACCGAUUUCAGAGUGGUGUUAGGCUAUAUUCAGAACGAGAGCCGACGCUUCUACGUGUACGUAGCGAACAGGGUCCAGAUCAUUUCCAGCAUUUCAGAUCCUUCACAGUGGAAAUACGUGGAAACGACCCAUAACCCCGCAGACUCGUGGCAUCUUCAUGGUUCAAUGGUCCGGAAUUUCUGCGAAAUGACCACUCUUCCCCAACGACAAAUGAUCACAAACUCAAGUAUUAUGAGCGACGAUCCCGAAGUUCGUCCCGAAGUUUCAACUUACUUGUCCGAGGUUCAACUAAUUGAAAGUCUGGGAUCGGAAAGAUUCAAUCGCUUCUCAAGGUGGACUACACUUCGCAGAGCUCUAGCCAAUUUGAUUGUUAAAGCAAAACAAGUCAAAGCCCGACGGCGAGGAGGAAAUUUGUCAACACCCAACACCAGGCGUACCCGUAGCAAUCCACCGAACCCUCCAACCUCAAAGCAUUCUCUCACAAAUCCUUCUGCUAAGGAACUGAACCAAGCUGAAAACUUGAUGAUGAAGACUGCGCAAGCGGACGCGUUCACUCCCGAGAUUAGGAUAAUACAACAAUCGAAGUCAUUGAAGAAGUCACGCUUAUACAGCCCGACCCUUUCAUCGAUAAUAACGGAGUACUUCGAGUCGGUG